UAUAAGGAAAUCAGAUCAAAAAUAGAGGAGAAGGAAAUUACUCUGCCGUAAAUUACUCUACCAGCCCAGAGUAUAUGCUACAACAUGAUUUUUCCCAUAGAAUCGUUGACAAAUUGACGGCCUCGUCUCCUCUUCUCCUGGUCGUCCUCCCAGAACCUUCCCUUUUUCUCUGAAAUCUCCAUCUAUCCCAGGCUCCCAACGGUGAGCCAUCUAAGUCGCCCUCCGUGGUGACCGUCCCAGCACGGGGCUGCGGCAAAGGCGAGGUAGGCCACAGCGACGAGGCGGGCCGCGAGCCAGUACCAUAUGGCAGGGAGCAGGACCGCACCGAUGACCAGGCAAAACUGCCGACGUUUAGGGAACUAAGUAUGUAACAGCAAAUCUCUUUUUCCCUAAAGUAGUUACCAUUCGUUUGGCCAUAAGGAAAUGGGGUAAAAGUGAAAAUAAGCUUAUACAAAAAAUGUCAGAGGAAAUGAAGGAUAAAUUUGAGAAGUAUUGGAAAGAUAUACAUGGUCUUAUGGCAGUUGCAACAGUCCUUGAUUCAAGGUACAAACUUCAUUUUCUCAAUGCUCUAUAUGGUCCUCUUUACGGAAGACAUCAUGCAUCCAAAGAAAUAGAGAAAGUGAGGGAGUUAAUGUUUGACUUGGUAAAGCAAUACCAAGAUAAAGCAAAAUGUGAGGAUACAUGGGAUGCUUCUGCUACUUCAAUCCCAUCUGGAGAAGAGGAUGAAGCCAUGAAACUCUUGGAUCUUUAUAUGUCCAAUCGUGUCGUUACACCUUCUUCUUCUUCGUCGUCCCAUACAGAAUUGGAAUUGUAUUUGGAAGAAGCUCCUCUGCCUAGAACACCAGACCUGGACAUCAUUGAUUGGUGGAAGGUUGGGGGCGUCAAGUAUCCUACCUUACAGAAACUUGCUCGUGAUAUAUUGCCUAUUCCUAUAACAUCCGUUGCUUCAGAAUGUGCAUUCAGUACUAGUGGUAGAGUUCUUAGUGCACACCGUAGUAGACUUACUCCUAAUGUGUCUGAAGCUCUCAUAUGCAUGCAAGCUUGGUCUCGUGCUGAUCUAUUAGGUGGCUGGAAUUCCACUCUCUUUGCAACAUUUCAAAGUGUUCUUGAGGACAAUGAAGAAGAGAUGGAUGAAUCUACUUCAAUUAUCACUCAAGAAUGAAGACCUGGAGCUACUGGUUGGCGGCCGCGAUAGAAAGCACAUUUGUUAUUUAAUAAAAUCAUGUUUCAAGAUUUGGAGAUGUACUUUUUUGUUUUACAUAAUUCUGCACUGCUAUUAUUGGCUACUCAUGUAAUAAGGUUAUUUACUGUUGCGUGUGAUUGUCCGACCAUUGGUUUUGCGAACAGUCAGAUUAUUUACUUAAGCGUGUGAUUGUCAUCAGUCAGCUUGUUAAUUGUGAAUUGAGAUAAUUAAUUUAUUUUGUUA
Molecule: messenger RNA, 1426 nt
Organism: Aegilops tauschii subsp. strangulata
Lineage: Eukaryota; Viridiplantae; Streptophyta; Magnoliopsida; Poales; Poaceae
Product: zinc finger BED domain-containing protein RICESLEEPER 4
Molecular function (GO): DNA binding; protein dimerization activity
Source: RefSeq, a predicted model, not a curated record